UUAUUACCGCGCCACUAUCUAGAUGGUUGGAGCAUGUAUCUUUUGGUGAGUUGAGUUGAGAGUUAAGAGGGAGUGAACUUUGAAUUGAAGGGAAGGAGGAAGGCGAGUGAGAUGGCAAAUGUUAAUCCUAAUCUGAGGCUUCGAGGUUUGUUCUUAUGGUGGAGAAAGUGGGGCAAGAAGGACUGGGCAAUUGCAGCCGUCGGUUUCUCCAUCAUCGUCUUUAUUCUCACUUACUUGUCCCGGCCCUUACCCUUAGAUCCCGCGGCCACCACAUCCACAACAGACAAUCUAGUAGGCCUGACCCUGCUACACAAUGCCAGAGAUAGAGGCGCCCUUUGUUUAGAUGGGAGUUUGCCUGGCUACCAUUUCCGUAAAGGAUUUGGAUCUGGCUCUAACAGUUGGAUUCUUCACAUUGAGGGCGGAGGGUGGUGCAAUACGAUAGCAUCAUGUUUGCAACGGAAGUCAACGGCAUUAGGAUCCUCCAGCUACAUGGACCACCAAGUCCCCUUUUCUGGGAUAUUAAGCCAUCAAUCCUCUCAAAAUCCUGAUUUCUUUAACUGGAAUAAAGUCAAGAUACGUUACUGUGAUGGCGCAUCUUUUGCUGGCCAUUCACAAUAUGAGUUUAAGAAUGGUACCAAGCUUCUAUUCAGAGGCCACCUCAUCUGGGAAGCCCUUAUGGAUGAACUGUUAUCAAUCGGCUUAUCCAAUGCCAAACAGGCUCUUCUUUCAGGAUGCUCUGCUGGUGGAUUGGCAACUCUUAUUCACUGUGAUGACUUUCGAGAACUUCUGCCAAAGGAUGCAACUGUCAAAUGUCUUGCUGAUGCAGGUUUUUUCCUUGAUGAGAAAGAUGUUCUUGGAAAUAACACCAUGGGAUCUUUCUAUCAAGAUGUUACCCAGCUUCAGGGCGUAGUGAAAAGUUUGCGGAAGAAUUGUAUAACAAGAAUGGACCCAUAUAAGUGUCUCUUUCCUCAAGAAAUCAUUAAAGAAACAAGGACCCCAAUUUUCCUUGUCAACCCAGCUUAUGAUUUUUGGCAGAUACAACACAUCUUGGUACCAGAUGCAUCAGAUCCUCAAGGCUAUUGGAAAAGAUGCAGAAUGAACCUUCACUAUUGUAAUCCUAGCCAGAUGGAAAUACUGCAAGGUUUCCGUAGUUCUAUGCUGAAAGCACUGAGUGAUUUCCAGCAAAAAAAGGAAGGGGGGCUGUUCAUAAAUUCUUGCUUUAGUCAUUGUCAAACAUGGAUGGCUGAGACAUGGCAUUCAUCUACAUCUCCUAGAAUCAACGAUAAGACCAUUGCAGAGUCAGUAGGUGAUUGGUACUUCAACCGUAACAUGGUAAAGCAAAUUGACUGCCCUUAUCCAUGCAACCCCACUUGCUAUAACAUGGAUUUUAGUUGAUUUUGAUGAAGCUCCGCAGUGUGCACUAUCAAGCUUUUCUUUGGGUAACUCUUAACUUCUGAUCUCCAAUAUCUCCACUUAAUUCAAUGGCAACUCUCAAGUGCUUUUUCUCCUAAGCACGGCCAGCAAUAUUGGAAACAAGGCGUGCAAAACUACUGAUGUAGUUGAUGACUUGAUUCUCAUUGUUUAUGGAGAAGACAGCACGGUUUUUAGUUUGCACUUGUUCACACUAACCAGGUACCCUCUAUUGUUUUCAAGGAAGCCAUGGUCAAUGGUAUCAGAACACAUGCUUGUGUACUUUGCUCUAUUGGCUUUGUAUAUUAUUGAUAAAAGUACUGUUACCCCACUCUAUCCAAUCUCUCCCUCGUUAUAAUAUGUUGAGAUGCUUUUCUUGUUA
Molecule: messenger RNA, 1792 nt
Organism: Populus trichocarpa (black cottonwood)
Lineage: Eukaryota; Viridiplantae; Streptophyta; Magnoliopsida; Malpighiales; Salicaceae
Product: pectin acetylesterase 5
Exons: 12
Coding region: 112-1395 (427 amino acids)
Molecular function (GO): hydrolase activity
Source: RefSeq, a predicted model, not a curated record